Messenger RNA from Trichoplusia ni (cabbage looper), 2717 nucleotides. Its product is annotated as cytochrome P450 6B7-like. Bases 162 to 1697 code for a protein of 511 amino acids. NCBI's taxonomy places the organism in Eukaryota, Metazoa, Arthropoda, Insecta, Lepidoptera, Noctuidae. The transcript is spliced from 3 exons. Gene Ontology annotation, molecular function: heme binding; monooxygenase activity; oxidoreductase activity, acting on paired donors, with incorporation or reduction of molecular oxygen. The record is from RefSeq and is a predicted model, not a curated record.
UGAUGAAACGAUUGUUUGUAGACCCGGCGUGAGCGCCAGUGUGGUGACUGAUACCGAAGUGAGACCACGCGAGUUAGUGAUACGAUUAUUACAAUUUUCGAUUUAUUUUGGCGAUAGCAACGAAGUAUUUUUAGUGCAUUAACCACAGCAGAGAAAUCACUAUGAUAACCUUAGCGGUGGUUGUCAUUCUACUGGUGUCCUUGUACUUGUACAAUACAAGGACAUUCAAGUACUGGGAACAAAGAGGUAUCAAACAUGACAAGCCGCUUCCUCUGUUCGGAAACAAUCUAAAGGGUUUCCUCUUCAUAAAGAGUGUGACACAGGUCGCUCACGAAAUGUACUUGAAGUAUCCAACUGAAAAAGUUGUAGGAUUCUUCCGGUCGACACAACCCGAAUUAAUCAUCAGAGACCCGGAGAUCGCUAAGCGUAUCCUCAUGACUGACUUUGACUACUUCUGGCAAAGAGGCAUUACGCCACACAAGACUGUGUUUGAACCUCUUAAUCAGAACUUGUUCUUUGCUGACGGAGAUAUUUGGAAGCUGCUGCGCCAGAGGAUGACGCCUGCCUUCACUUCAGGGAAGCUCAAGGCCAUGUUCCCGUUAAUCGUGGAGAGAGCAGAGAGGUUGAAAGUACGUGCGCUGGCUGCCGCCGACGAAGGUAAAUCAAUCGAUGCUCGAGAUCUAAUGGCGAGGUUCACGACCGACUUCAUAGGGGCUUGUGGCUUUGGACUCGACACAGACACUUUAAAUGAUGAAAACUCAGCGUUCAGGAAACUUGGAAUCAAAAUAUUUAAAUUUGGCGCGAAAGACAUUUUAAAAGGUAUCGCAAAAGAAUUGUUCCCAGAAAUCUUUAAGAAUUUGAAAGUAUGGGUCCGCUUAGAAGGCGACAUGAAUGAUCUGGUCGGAGAAAUAUUGCGCCAGAGGAACUACAAGCCGAUCGGGAGAAACGACUUUAUAGAUUUGAUGUUGGAAUGCAAACAGAAAGGGACCAUGGUUGGGGAAUCUAUUGAGAAGAGGAAACCUGACGGAACACCCGAGAGGGUCAGCUUGGAGUUCAAUGAUGGACUCAUCGGCGCUCAAGUGUUCGUAUUUUUCGCUGCAGGAUUUGAAACAUCGUCUUCUGCAACUAGUUUCACUCUGCACGAAUUAGCAUUUAACCAAGACGUCCAGAAGAAGGCUCAGAAUGAGAUCGACCGCGUGUUAGCUAAACAUAAUGGACAACUGUCAUACGACGCCAUCAAAGAGAUGACUUACUUGGAAUGGGUGUUCAAGGAAGGACUCCGCAUGUUCCCAUCUCUUGGCUUCCUGCUAAGAAGGAGUACAAGACCUUACACAAUCCCAGAACUAGGCGUCACUAUUGAUGAUAAUGUGAAAGUCUUGAUUCCGCUGCAGUCUCUCCACAACGACCCUAAGUACUUCCCAGAGCCUGAAGAGUUCCGCCCGGAGCGGUUCGACCCUGAGGAGUUCGACUCCAACAACAAAUACGUGUAUCUGCCGUUUGGAGAGGGACCCAGAGCUUGUAUAGGAGCUCGUCUCGGUCUGAUGCAGUCGCUGGCUGGUCUGGCGGCGGUGCUGUCCAGCUUCACGGUGGAGCCGGCGCCGGAGACUGUCCGUCGUCCAGUCGUCGACCCCAAGUCCGCCAUCGUACAGAGCAUAGCUGCUGGACUCCCGCUGAAGUUCAUCGCCAGGAAAAAGUAAACGAACAACAUCAAUCAGGUCUUAUAAACGACUGUUGUCAAGUUAUUUCAAGAUUAUGUUAAAUUUUGUAAGGCGGUUUCAUAAUUGUUUGAUAAUGGUGUCGAAUCGCUCGCUAUAUUUUUAUGUUUAAAAACUCAUUUAAAGAAAAACGUCGAUCUCCUUUAGUCUUCCAUUCUAGCUUAUAACUAUUCAUGCGUUUCUAUAAAAGUCACGUCAAGGUGUUUGUCUUCAUUGCUUCUAUAUACGUAUAAUUUUUCUCUAGUCUGUCAUUCUAAUCGUAUCAAAGGCGGACAUAAAUACUUUUUUUCUUUAGAUAGGGUUUAAAAACUAAUUUAAUUUUCUUUUAACACAUUAACUUACUAAUUAAAUUUAAACACAUAGGGCUCACUCCUAUAACUGGUAUGGUUUCAUUUAGUCGUUUCUAAAACGGUACCUUUAAACCAACAAUUAAUGCAAGUGUGGUCAGCUGACAAUCAAGCUUAGUUCCACAAUUGGCGUUGACAACUUGAAAGUCCGAAGUAAGCUUACUGUUAAUCCCAAUUGAAUAUGAUUAUAUGUUAUUGAGACUAUCAAAAUGAUAAAAGGAAGCAUAAUAUUAGCAUUAAGCUAAUAUUCAUCUAUUUAUCAAUUAAACAAGAAUAUACCUGCUUAUAUCAUACGUGAGAGCCACAGGUGGAUGAACAACACAAUAGUAGAUACUUUGUAACGCGGAAAAUUCUGCUCACAAAUAGAUAAGAAUAGAUAAUUUUAAUUAUGGUAAUUUUAAUCUCUCUUGUUAGGAAGCUCCGAAACUAACCGUAACUGGUACAGGAACCGAUAAUGACUUGUUUCGAAUGUUUUUGGUUAGGGGCGAAGAUUACCUAGAAUACUAUGUGAAAGGUUCUAGUUGGUUGUGCCGGUCCUCAAAAAAUAAAUCGGAACAUAAACUGUACCGACGUCAAAAUAACAGGUAUCUAAGUUUUUCAUAAUAAUUUAGCUCGUUAAUUCAAUUACCAGGUCAGCAUAAUAGCCGGAAAAAGA